This is a messenger RNA of Cucurbitaria berberidis CBS 394.84, 693 nucleotides long. RefSeq names its product carbonic anhydrase. Gene Ontology annotation, molecular function: zinc ion binding; carbonate dehydratase activity. The record is from RefSeq and is a predicted model, not a curated record. NCBI's taxonomy places the organism in Eukaryota, Fungi, Ascomycota, Dothideomycetes, Pleosporales, Cucurbitariaceae. The transcript has 2 exons. Bases 1 to 693 code for a protein of 230 amino acids. Gene Ontology annotation, biological process: cellular response to oxidative stress; cellular response to carbon dioxide; carbon utilization. Gene Ontology annotation, cellular component: cytoplasm.
AUGGCCGACCAAGGACCCAAGGAGGUGCGCAAGUACCUCCAGCAGUCGCACGAUCGCAUCUUUGAGAACAACAAGAAAUGGGCCGAGGAGAUGCGCAAGAAGAAGCCUGACUUCUUCAAGGGCCUCACUGCGGGCCAGAGUCCAGAGUAUCUGUGGAUUGGUUGCUCCGACUCUCGCAUCCCCGCCGAAGCCAUCACCGGCCUCGAGCCCGGCGAGAUGUUCAUCCACCGCAACAUCGCCAACCUCGUAAACAACAUCGACCUCAACGUAAUGUCCGUCAUCAACUACGCCGUUCGCCACCUCAAGGUGAAACACAUUGUCGUUUGCGGCCACUACGGUUGCGGCGGUGUCAAAGCCGCCAUGACACCCAAGGACAUGGGUCUCCUGAACCCCUGGCUCAGAAACAUCCGAGACGUAUACCGGCUGCAUCAGGACGAGAUGGAUGCGGUCAUGGCCAACGGGGGCACUGAGGAGGACAAGUAUAACAAGCUAGUGGAGUUGAAUGUGUACGAGCAGUGCCGCAAUAUCAUCAAGACGGCGGCUGUGCAGCAGUGCUGGGCUGAGAAUGAGUUUCCCGUCGUGCAUGGGUGGGUGUUUGGAUUCCAGGAUGGGCUGCUCAAGGACCUCAAGUUCGAUCAUGAGGGUCAGCUCAAGGAGAUUCAGAAGAUCUAUGACUUGACCAAGGACUUUUAG